AUGGCUGACAAGCUGGCAUUUCUCCUCUUCGGAGACCAGUCACUUGACACCCAUAGCUUUCUCUCCGAGUUCUAUCGCCAAGAGAAGCGGGGCCUUCUCGCGAAUGCCUUCCUCGAGCAAGCUGGACAUGCCUUGAAGACAGAGGUCGAGCAACUGACACGCUUGGAGCGGUCGCGGCUGCCAGUCUUCCGCACCCUACAGCAGCUCAACGAGAGAUACUACGGCCAGAAGCUCAAGCACCCCGGCAUCGACGGCGCUCUGCUCUGCGUUUCCCAGCUCGCACACUAUAUCGAUCAUGCCGAGAAGAAUUACGAGGAUGUCACCAGACACGACCGCACACUUCUCGUCGGCCUGUGCUCGGGGCUUUUCGCGGCGUCUGCCAUUGCGUCCACGCCGUCGCUUUCUGCCCUCGUCCCGUUUGCUGUUCAGGUGGUUCUCAUGGCGUUCAGAACUGGGACGCACGUCCAGACACUCGCCGAGCGGUUAAGCCCAGCCUUCGACCAGUCUGAUAGCUGGACCUACAUAUUUCCGGGCCCGAAGGAGGAGGACGCUUCUGCGGUUCUGAGCAGUUUUCACAAGAGUAAUGGAAUUCCGCAAGCCAGCCGCGCCUACGUCAGUGCCGCUUCAGUCAGCAGCAUUGCCAUCUCAGGCCCUCCGAGUACCCUGAAGUCGUUGGUGAACAGCGGAAUUUUGUCCGCCAAGCCGACCUCUAUUCCCGUCUACGGGCCGUAUCACGCUGCCCAUUUACAUGCCUCGGCCAAUAUCGACAAGAUAUUGCGGUUGGACGACGCCAAGGUUGUUGAUGCUCUUUACGGCACUCGCCCAAGAUCCGCAGUCAUGUCGUGCACUACGGGCACAUGGUUCUCCGAGAAGGAUACAGCCGCACUGCUGAAGUCGAUUGUGCACGAAAUUCUGAACGAGACUUUGAUGUUUAACAAGGUCCUAGACGGGUGCCUCGAGCGAGCCCGCGAAUUCAAGGGGAAAAGCUGCCUCAUCCUCCCCCUCGGCCCAACUCAGAACGCGGCCACGCUCGCAAACCUCCUUAAGGCGCAGACCAAUUUGGAGGUCGUGCUCCGCAAGUCGCCCUCGGUUUCGGCAGAGAGCACUGGCUCUCGCAUCGGGAACCACGGUCCUAGCGGCAAGUGCAGGUUAGCCAUAGUUGGUAUGGCCGGGCGGUUCCCGGAUGCUGCUAGCCACGAGAAGCUCUGGGAGAUGCUCGAGAAAGGCCUCGACGUUCACAGGGUGGUCCCGCCAGACAGGUUCAAUGUCGAGACGCACUACGACCCCACGGGGAAGAUCAUCAAUACUAGCCACACGCCGUAUGGUUGCUGGAUUGAAAACCCGGGUUUCUUCGACCCCCGCUUCUUCAACAUGUCGCCUCGCGAGGCCUUCCAGACGGACCCAAUGCAGCGCAUGGCGCUGACCACAGCCUACGAAGCUCUGGAGAUGUCUGGCUACGUUCCCAACAGAACGCCGUCUACCAGGCUAGACCGCAUUGGCACAUUCUACGGCCAGACUUCGGACGAUUGGCGUGAGAUCAACGCCGCCCAGGAGGUCGACACGUACUUCAUCACGGGAGGUGUCCGGGCCUUUGGACCCGGCCGUAUCAACUACCAUUUCGGCUUCAGCGGGCCCAGUCUAAAUAUCGACACGGCAUGCUCUUCCAGUGCCGCUGCCAUGCAGGUGGCUUGCACGGCCCUGUGGGCGCGGGAUUGCGACACAGCGGUCGUUGGUGGUCUGUCCUGCAUGACCAACCCCGACAUUUUCUCCGGUCUCAGCCGAGGACAAUUCUUGUCCAAGAAAGGGCCUUGCGCGACUUUUGAUAAUGAGGCAGAUGGUUAUUGCCGUGGCGACAGCUGCGCGUCGGUCGUGGUCAAGCGCCUCGAAGACGCCGAGGCGGAUGGAGACAGAAUCCUGGCUGUCAUCCUAGGCACCUCGACAAAUCACUCAGCGGACGCCAUCUCCAUCACACAUCCCCACGGCCCAACACAGUCAAUUCUGUCCACUGCCAUCUUGGACGAGGCUGGUGUUGAUCCCCAUGAUGUGGACUACGUUGAGAUGCACGGCACUGGCACACAGGCCGGAGACGGCACCGAGAUGGUUUCGGUCACCAGCAUCUUCGCACCUGCUGAACGCAAGAGACCCGCCGACAGGCCGCUCUAUCUCGGCGCCGUUAAAGCGAACAUCGGCCACGGUGAAGCGGCAUCUGGAGUGUCGGCCCUGAUCAAGGUGCUCAUGAUGCUCCAGAAAAACGCGAUCCCGCCCCACGUCGGCAUCAAGUCGGGGUCCGUCAUCAACAAGACCUUCCCCAAGGACCUGUCGGAUCGCAACGUCAAUAUCGCAUUCCACACAACCCCGUUCAGACGCAAGGACGGCAAGCCGAGAAAGAUAUUCGUGAACAAUUUCAGUGCGGCCGGCGGCAACACUGGUUUGCUGAUCGAGGAAGCCCCCAAGCUUGAGCCCGCAGAACAGGACCCCCGCAGCCAGCACAUUGUUACAUUGACGGGCAAGUCCAAGGCUGCCAUGAUCCGCAAUGCCGAGAGACUUGUGGCCUGGAUGGAAAAGAACCCAGGUACGCCUCUGUCGCAUGUUGCCUACUCAACAACUGCUCGCAAGAUCCAGCACUACUGGCGCAUGAAUGUGGCUGCCAGCGACCUCGCCGAGGCUCAGAGGGCCAUCGCAGACCGUCUCAAGGAGAACUUUGUGCCUGUUCUUCCCGAGCAGCCAAAGGUCGCUUUCAUGUUCACCGGCCAAGGCUCUCACUAUGCCGGCCUGGGCAACGAGUUCUACCAGCACUACACCAUCUUCCGCCAGAACAUUGAUGAGUUUAACCGCCUUGCGCAGAUCCACGGUUUCCCCUCAUUCCUGCCUCUGAUCGAUGGCAGCGAGCUAGAUGUGUCCAAGUUGUCGCCUGUCGUGGUGCAGCUUGGUCUGGCCUGCUUUGAGAUGGCGCUGGCCCGGCUCUGGGCCUCGUGGGGCAUCAAGCCAGCCGUGGUUCUCGGCCACAGCCUGGGAGAGUAUGCCGCUCUCAACAUUGCUGGUGUUCUGUCUGCGAGCGACACCAUCUACCUGGUCGGCGCUCGUGCGCAGCUUCUGGUAGACAAGUGCACAGCUGGCACACACACCAUGCUGGCCACGCAGGGUUCCGUCGAGACCGUGACCGAGGCUCUCGGCUCCAAGGCGGAAAACGUCAACGUUGCCUGCAUGAACGGCCCUCGCGAGACGGUUCUCAGCGGCGAGGCGAGCCAGAUGGCCGAGAUCGCCCAAGAUCUCGCGGGCGCGGGCUUCAAGUGCACUCAGCUCCGCGUGCCUUUUGCCUUCCACUCGGCGCAGGUCGAGCCAAUCUUGGACGACUUCGAGAAGCUCGCGCAGUCGGUGCAGUUCAACGCUCCCAAGGUUCCCAUCAUCUCGCCGCUCCUGGGCAAACUGGUCGAGGGAGAGCCGAUCAACGCGGCCUACCUCCGCAACCAUGCCCGAGAGUCUGUCAACUUCCUUGGCGGUCUCGUCUCGGCCCAGCAGUCGAGCGCCAUCGACGAGAAGACGGUCUGGCUCGAGGUCGGCCCGCAUCCCGUCUGUGCCGGCAUGGUCAAGGCCGCCUUUGGUGGUACUACUGUCGCGGUCCCGACGCUGCGCCGGAACGAGAACUGCUAUAAGACGCUCACCGCAAGCCUCUGCACGCUGCACACGGCAGGUCUCAACAUCGACUUCAACGAGUAUCACCACGACUUCGGCCGGUCGGUCCGCCUUCUAGAUCUACCCAGCUACUCUUUCGACGAGAAGAACUACUGGCUGCAGUACUCUGGCGACUGGUGUCUGUCAAAGAACCGUGUUGGCACCUCGGCCCCCCCCAAAGCCAUCCAAGCCGCGAAGCCCAAGCUGGCGACGACGACAGUGCAGAAGAUCAUCCGAGAGGAGGUCAAGGGCGAUAUUGCCAUCGUCGAGAUCGAAUCUGAUCUCUGCCAGCCACAGCUUCGCAACGCCGUCUCGGGUCACUUGGUCAACGGCGCUCCCCUGUGCCCGUCGUCGCUGUACGGAGACAUGGCGAUCACCGUUUGCGACUAUGCCUACAAGCUCCUGCGGCCCGACUCGGAGAAGAUCGGCUGCAAUGUCGCGCACAUGGAGGUGCCCAAGACGCUGAUCUUCAACGACACAGCCAAGAGCCACAUCUUGAGACUCACCGUGACCGCCAAUGCCAAGACUAGCCAAGCAGACCUUGUCUUCCACACCGGUGAAGGCGCCAAGAGGAUCGAUCAUGCCAACUGCAAGGUCUACUUCAAUCCCAUCGAUGAGUGGCAGGACGAGUUUGACCGCGUCGCCUACCUGAUCAAGUCGCGCAUUGACGCCUUGAAGCAGGCCGAGCUGCGUGGCGAGGCUUCAAAGAUCGGCCGUGGGCUUGCCUACAAGCUGUUCUGUGCCCUCGUCGACUACAAUCCUCGCUACCAGGGAAUGGAAGAGGUCAUCCUUGACAGUUCUGCCUGCGAGGCGACGGCCAAGAUCCGCUUCCAGACCACAGAGGAGGAUGGCAAUUAUCACUUUAGCCCCUACCACAUUGACAGUCUCUGCCACAUCUCGGGCUUCAUCAUCAAUGGCACCGACGCUGUUGACUCGCGCGAGCAAGUCUUCAUCUCGCACGGCUGGGGCUCUUUGAGGUUCACCGAGAUUCCCCAGCGUGGCAAAGAAUACCGAAGCUACAUCCGCAUGCAGCCUGUCAAGGGCAGCAAGGUGUAUGCUGGCAAUGUUUAUGUCUUUGACGGCGAGAAGAUCAUCGGCAUGACUGGAGACCUCAAGUUCCAGGCCAUCCCACGCAAGGUUCUCAACAUGAUGCUUCCUCCCCGUGGUGCCCUCGCUGCUGCAUCUGCCGCGCCGGCUCGCUCUGCACCAGCUAUCAAGGCCGCCCCUACCAAGCCUGCCGCCCCUGCCAAGAAGGACAAGAAGAAGGAGACGGUGACACCGUCAAACAUUGGCAAGGUCAACCAGAAGUUGAAGAGCGUGGUCUCGGACAUCAUGGACAUCCUUGCCAAGGAAGUCGGGUGCAGCCACGACGAGCUGGCGGACAACAUCGCCUUUACUGAUCUCGGCGUCGACUCUCUGAUGUCAUUGACUGUUAGCGGUAGAAUCCGUGAAGAACUGGACCUGGACCUCCACUCCAACGCCUUUGUUGACUAUCCCACCAUCGGCUCCUUCAAGGGCUACCUCGCUCAGUUCGAGACACCAGGUCGGAAGAAGAGCAUCUCUUCUAAUGACUCAGAUGAUUCGUCUGACGACGAGUCACCUGAGAUGGAGUCGGAUUCCAACAUCACGACUCCUCUAGACGAGAGUGAGACCAAUUCGGUCAAGGGCGAUGCCAAGGCAGAGUCGGGUAGCGCUGGCGGCUCUGAGCUCCAGUCCAUCAUCCGCAACACCAUUGCCACCGAAAUGGGCGUCGAGGUUGACGAGAUCCUGGCUGCCCCUGAUCUUGCCAACCUCGGCAUGGACUCUUUGAUGAGCCUGUCGAUUCUCGGCACACUACGAGAGAAGUCGGGAAUGGCCAUUCCAUCAGAUCUCUUCGUUUCUAACCCCUCGCUGAAGGAUGUCGAGCGUGCCCUGGGCGUCAGCGAUGCGCCGAAGCGGCCCGCUGCUCCUAAGCAGUCCAAGGCCCAGGCACCCGCUGCUCCCAAGCACCCAAGGAUCGGAUUGGAGGAGCCGGCGCCCCCUAAGCCGCCUAGGCCGACCAACAUCGUCGACAAUUACCCGAACCGUAAGGCAUCGUCGGUUCUUCUGUCUGGAAGCCAUAGGACCGCGACCAAGCACCUUUUCAUGAUCCCCGACGGAAGCGGUUCUGCUACCUCGUACACCGAGAUCGCCGAUGUUGGCGGCCAGUGGGCGGUUUGGGGUCUUUUCUCGCCUUUCAUGAAGACGCCAGACGAGUACCACUGCGGCGUUUACGGCAUGGCCACCAAGUUCAUCGAGGAGAUCAAGCGUCGCCAGCCUUCGGGACCCUACUCGGUAGCCGGCUGGAGCGCUGGAGGUGUGAUCGCCUACGAGAUUGUUAACCAGCUGACCAGAGCUGGCGAAAAUGUCGACAAUCUCGUAAUCAUCGACGCACCCUGCCCUGUCACUAUCGAGCCUCUCCCGCAAGGUCUCCAUGCUUGGUUCGCCUCUAUCGGCCUCCUCGGCGAUGGAGAUGACAAGAAGAUUCCAUCGUGGCUUCUCCCUCACUUCGCCGCCUCGGUUAGUGCCCUCAGCAACUACGACGCGGAGCCAAUCGCCAAGGACAAGUGCCCCAACGUGAUGGCCAUCUGGUGCGAGGAUGGAGUUUGCAAGCUCCCGACGGACCCGCGCCCGGAGCCAUACCCCAAGGGCCAUGCUCUGUUCCUGCUCGACAACCGGUCAGACUUUGGCCCCAACCGCUGGGACGAGUAUCUAGAUGUCAACAAGAUGAAUUUUAGGCACAUGCCUGGAAACCACUUCUCCAUGAUGCACGACGAUCUGGCCAAGACCCUUGCUGGCUUCCUCAAGGAGGCGCUGUUGUAA
This is a messenger RNA of Lasiosphaeria miniovina, 6513 nucleotides long. RefSeq lists its product as uncharacterized. Gene Ontology annotation, molecular function: fatty acid synthase activity; phosphopantetheine binding; 3-oxoacyl-[acyl-carrier-protein] synthase activity. NCBI's taxonomy places the organism in Eukaryota, Fungi, Ascomycota, Sordariomycetes, Sordariales, Lasiosphaeriaceae. The record is from RefSeq and is a predicted model, not a curated record. The transcript is spliced from 4 exons. Gene Ontology annotation, biological process: fatty acid biosynthetic process; secondary metabolite biosynthetic process. Bases 1 to 6513 code for a protein of 2170 amino acids.